Messenger RNA from Mugil cephalus (flathead mullet), 4280 nucleotides. Its product is annotated as coiled-coil domain-containing protein 102A. The coding region runs from base 79 to 1257 and encodes 392 amino acids. The record is from RefSeq and is a predicted model, not a curated record. The transcript has 12 exons. Lineage: Eukaryota; Metazoa; Chordata; Actinopteri; Mugiliformes; Mugilidae.
UUGCUCACGUCACACGCUGCGUUGUUAUGGGCUCCUGGAUUUAAAAGUGAGGUCGCAGGGCUUUAUCUCAACCACGACAUGAACUGGGACAAUCAGCUGAGCUCCAUCCUGUCAGUAGCCGAUGGCAGCGUUGCAAAGAUGAGGGAGAGACUGAGGUCACCGGGGAAAUCCUCCAAAGCAGGAGACGGUUUGUACCCACUGAGAGAGAGCGUUCCUGAUUCAGAUUUGGAUCCUCCUGCUCUUCCCCCUCGAGGCCCUCUUCUACGACAGCCUCCCCCGUCUCUGGGCCCUGGCGUGCAGUGGGCAGACCUAGCUGCUGUCCAGUCACAGCUCCAGAUACAGAACCAGGCGAUCGAGUCCCUCACUCAGAAACUCCACGAUGUGUUAAGAGAGAGACAAUCUCAGCAAUGUCACAUUCAGACGCUACAAGAGGAGGUUCACAGGCUGCGUGAGGAGGUGAGGGACAGGGACAUACAGAGGGACGAGUCCCGGAGUCCAGGAGCAGAGAGAAGGAUGGAGCAAUGGAGGAGAGAGGUCGCACGUGAGCUGAGCAGUCUGCGGGGACACAUCAGCCGAGCCACGUCGCUAGGCAACCUGGAGGAGAGCUUCAGCUCGAAUCUCCGCAGAGAAGAGCUGGAACACCUGCGGAGAGAGUUAGACCAAAUGAAAACACGUCUAAGGAGACAGGAGGAGGACAUGUUCCUCCAGCAGGCAGAGGCCAGGGAGACCAAGAGACAGUAUGAACGCAGCUGCAAGUUGCUGGAGGAGCUGACAGGCAGCUACAGAACUCACAGCACAGACCUGACUAAAGCUCUCUCUCAGUAUUCUCACACACAACAAGAGGUCCAUCAGAUCAGAACCACCGUCUCAGAACUGAAGGAUGAGGUCAGGAGCCUUAUUCUCAGAGAACGUCAGUCGGCGCCUUUGCAGUCAGCGCAGACAUCGGGGGCCUCACCAUUACCUCACAGCCACAGCAGAGGGGUCAGAGUUAAAGAGGCCGACUCUGACUUGGAAGACUUUAGCCCGACCCCGAGUCUGGCCGAGGUCAGCUCCGAUGAUCUGUCCUGGCUGGACGACAGAGACCCCGCUCUUCAUCAGAAGCCACGAGUGCGUCUGAGUGUUCAGUCCAGACGGAGUGACUUUGCUGGUCCAGGAUCAGACCUGGAGGAUGAUGAUGAGAACAAUGGAGAUGAUCUUCUGGAUGAUGAUGAUGCGGACCCAGAUUUAGGAUCUGACCUAAGUCUCGAUGACCUCUGACUUUUCACACGAUGAAGUUCUUGGCAGACUUGGGAGAGCGUUUGGCAACAAAAAGACAUUUCUUCUUGUUUAUUACUCCAACACGACACAUUAUCGACACGACACAUCUAAAACAUGAUCCAUACUUUUUGUUUAUUUGUUUGUUGUUUACCAGCACAGCUCAGAAGGACAGCUCUGUUGUGAACGAUAAAGCUUUAAAAUAGUCCAGAUAACACAAACGGCCAUAUGGCUUGUUUCCCCUGUGCUCCCAUGAGAAAUGGAAAAAAAAACAAAGGAUGGCAAACAGCAGACUUGGCAUGGCAACCAAAUCACAUACACAGUAACCAGUAAUUAACUCUUAGCAUCAUUACUGUUGCUUCACGGUCAGACCUGUUGGGAUAUGAAUAGUAUACACAGUUCAUACCUUCACAAUAACUCUUUGUUAUUGUGAAGAGCUCUUAGAGAGGUGUCUAUGAGGGUACCAAAAGUGUUGGCCUCAGGAUGAAUCGAAUAGUGUAUAAUUGUUUCCUUUUUACUUUAAUUGACCUAAAAAUGCUUAUCAUAAUUUAAUCUGUCCUCAUGUGACACAACCCUCCCUUACAACCCCAUCACCUUACCUACUAAUAAUUUACUGAUGCCUGUUUAAAAUGCUACUAGUCAAAGCAGUGUUUUACCUCCGUAUUAUCACACGGCGGCUGUGUGUGUUUCCAUCACACUUGUUCGUCAUAUCUGCUGCUCUUUGGAGCUCUAAGUGAUCUAAAUGUCUCCACAUGUGAGGACUGACGAGAGGCUGUGAGCACAGCGAGGAGGCAGGCAGCUGUUUAAAGAAGUCUUUGUUUGAGCUCCGCUUUCAAAACACAACUCGUUUCAUGAUUGACGGGUUUCGUGGUGGUAAAGGGGUGGGUUUUUGUUUUGUAAGGUGCAUUAUUCCACACAAAGAAUAUAAUAUUUUAAUUGUUGCCACACCCUCCGCUCACAUGUUACGCGCUACUGACAAUAAAUUAUGGGUCCUGCCAGAGUUAAGGACAGAAGCCCUGUGAUUGCUCUGCGAAACCACAAGGUUAAAAAUAGUUACGUACAGAUUUAUUAUGAUUAUAGAUUGUUUUGGUUAGUAAAGUUUUGAUGUGGUUAAAGUUUGGGCAGGACCCAUCUGUCCCCAAAGCUGCAGCAGGAUCCAUAAUAACACACGACUGAUCACUUAGCAGUGCAGAGGUCAGCAAGCUAAGAGCCAACAGUGCUGUAACGGCCUUAAAGCUAGAAUGCAUCGGCAAUGAAAUCUAAUACACUGUAAUACACUUAUUCAGCAGUUAUCUUCUGACUGUUAGGUACCUGUCUCUCUAGUGUGUAUCUGUAAGAAGUGAAUUGGACAGACCAACACAAGAAACCAUGCAGCUUCGUAUAAACUGACAGUUAAGGGCGUUGACUGGAGAGACGUUUCAGUUUCUCUGUUUCGUAUUGAUAAGGUGGGAGCAUUCAUUUUACAGAAUCAAGAUGUGUUGUCGUAGUAGGAACGUUCAAUCAAACUGUCGAAGCGGUUUGCUAACUUACUAUCUAGCUAAUGUGACUUGCACUUGUCUUUCUCUUGGGUGUGGUGAGCUCAAAUAUCUCGGGACUGGCUUCCUCCAACUUUAAGGUGUUACUCUUUAAUUAAUCCAAGUGUAUUAACAAAAACAGAUAAAACCCUCAUGAAAUUUGAGAUAGAAGCGUUUUAACCGCCAGUUAGCAGCAGGUGCACACGCCCAUGGUAAAUUUUCAAGUCAAAAAGUUGCAGUACAUCCUUCACUGUUGGGGAGUAAUGGAUAUUUAAUGGCUUUUGUGUGCUGACAUAAUGCACACUUUCACCAGAAGGAAUCUGACGAGGGAUAGGUUUUGGUUCCCGGUAAUGCAGCUGAGGUGGAGACAAACAGGAAUCAAAAUCCAUUAACGUUUUGUCAAGGCGCCAGUGCCCAUCCACCUCCACUGCAGUGCCCCUCCACUCUUGUGCACACACAGCUCCGUUAAGAAAGUCAAGGGGCCCUUUGUGUUGUCAUGUCUGAUAUGGACCGCACCGUACUGGGCGAGGUGUCUAGCUGUUAAAUAUUUCAGCUUCCAGACACCACCAUCACAGAUCCCAGACCACAGUGCGGAGCCAUCACGAGCUGACAGGCAGGUUGGGUGUUCAGUGGAGUGCAUAUGUGGAAGCUUGGGUAGUAAAAAAUGACCGCAUACUGUCCAGCUCACCAUGACAAAUAGUCUCACAGAUUCUUACCGAGCAAUGAAAUACGUAGAAAACUGUAAAUGAGUAUAACUCCUCUAACGCAAUGUCCUUGUGUAGCUGUUUCUAUUGUGGCUGAAGAGGCAUUUAAUGGAGAAAAGGCUCAUCUAUGUGUUAUUGUGGCCACAUAAUGGCUGAUGAAUCAGCCGUCUUUACUGCCGUUUUAUGGCAUUUGCCGAGUAUUGUGCGGUGGAGCUGCAUUGAUAGGUUCACCGAAGAUCUGUAAAAAAAUGUUUUGUCUCCAACAAUAAAAGUGUUAAAACAGGAGCUUGAUUCUCUGUGGUAGCGUGUUGACAUGACAAAAGUCGUUUACUGUGAUGUUGAGGUCUAAAAAAGGAAUAAAACAAAAUGCAGUGGAUGGUUCCAAAAUACCUUUAAUCAUAAAUCACCAACAGUCCAUGAUCCACACAGGGCAGCAGAGCCUGUGUGCAUACUUUUAACACUUAAGAAACGGACGAUUAAUGAUUUAAUUGUUUGCACGGUCACAUCCCAAUUGAACAUCUUUGGGAGAUUUCAGGAAACAUGAACCACAGCCACCUUAUUGACCCAAAAAAAAGGAAUAACUUCUGGAGGAAUGGUGUAUUGUCUCAUGGGUGCUGUGUGUAGCAUCAGCGCUGGAAGUGUACUGAAUAUGUUCUAGUGGCUCGUCAGACAACAACUAUGUUGCAUUUUCCUUAAACUUGUAGGUGUUUGUGGAACAAAAAAUAAACAGAGUGCAGUUUUAGCUCAAAUCUGAACCACCUCAUGUCAGUAUGGUGACUUUGGUCUAAAUAAAGAGGAGCGACAUUUU